UUCUUUUUUUGUUGAAGGAUGGUGUUGCAACUCCAACUCCUAAUACAACAAGGUGGUCAAGGCUCAACGGCGUUUCUCAAAUCGAAUCGGCUUCCCGUCCCCGUGAGGUCGCUCUACACUGAAGCUGAAGCUAAUAAUAAGAAAGACAAGAUGGCUUCCUCCGCCGCCUCCGCUCCCAAGUGGGCCCAGAAGACCAUCACUCUCCCUCCUCUUCGCCGUGGCUGCCACCUCAUAACUCCCAAGAUUGUGAAAGAAAUUGGUGAAGACUUGUCCCAGUUCAACGUUGGCCUGGCUCAUCUCUUCUUGCAUCACACGAGUGCUUCACUCACGAUCAAUGAGAAUUACGACUCUGAUGUUCGCCACGACACUGAGACUUUCCUUAAUAACAUUGUCCCUGAGGGAGCUUCUGCACCCUGGAAGCAUACGCUGGAAGGCCCCGAUGACAUGCCCGCACAUAUUAAAUCAUCAAUGUUUGGUUGUGCACUUACAAUUCCAAUUACCAACGGCAAACUUAACAUGGGAACUUGGCAGGGAAUAUGGCUGUGUGAGCACCGUGAUUACCCUACUGCUCGCAAAGUCGUCGUCACCCUCAAUGGAAUCUGAGAGUCAUCUACGAUUUUGGAGAUUUUCUCAGCUUCUUUUUUUUUUUUUUUCUUUUUUUUCAGUGGCUAUGCAUUCCAAAAUGUACUGUUAAGACCUGUUGAUCGAUUGG
Morus notabilis is the source of this 712-nucleotide messenger RNA. RefSeq names its product UPF0047 protein YjbQ. The transcript is spliced from 7 exons. NCBI's taxonomy places the organism in Eukaryota, Viridiplantae, Streptophyta, Magnoliopsida, Rosales, Moraceae. Bases 19 to 603 code for a protein of 194 amino acids. The record is from RefSeq and is a predicted model, not a curated record.